Molecule: messenger RNA, 1398 nt
Organism: Nezara viridula (southern green stink bug)
Lineage: Eukaryota; Metazoa; Arthropoda; Insecta; Hemiptera; Pentatomidae
Source: the annotation of a GenBank genome assembly
AUGCAUGGAGCCGUAGAUUUAAUAGCCAGAUGUGAGUUCACUGGCCCCGCUGUUGUAUGGUCCUUUCUCCAAGGCAGGGCAAUGCUCUGUCCGCACCGCUUCCUCUCUUUCUGCACUUGUGGAGGCUCCACUGGCCCAGUGGAGGCUUGGGGUAUCCCUGGGUCACGAUGUGGUGUCUUACGACCCAUCGAUUCUGUAAAGGAUCACAACCCCAGCUAUCGAGGUGAAGGAAUAUAUGCUAAGCUGCAGGCUGUUGGUGGAGAUGUUGGUCAGGAUAAUCUUGGAAUGAGUCCUGAGGACAGAGAAAAAUUGAAACCUGAAAUUCAUGUUGUCAUUCACUCAGCAGCCACAUUAGACUUCGAAGCAGAUCUCAAAGAAACUGUCAGUAUUAAUUUACUUGGAACAAAGCGAGUUAUUGAAUUCUGCCGUGAACUUACCAAUUUGCAGGCUCUUUUGCAUGUUUCGAGCGCUUAUGUUAAUUCACAUUUAACCAAUGCUGAAGAAAAAAUUUAUCCUGUACCAGAGAAAGCUGAAAAAGUAAUAGAAGUAGCCAGAACAGUUAGUGAUACCGAUUUAGAAGAAGCUACCAAGAAGCUUCUGGGUAGCUAUGUUAACACCUAUACUUUCACUAAAGCACUUGCUGAGCAGGAAGUAGUUGCUUCUAUUUCUUCCUUUCCAUCUUGCAUUGUUAGGCCAAGUAUGAUUGUUGGUGCUUGGAAGGAACCUAUUCCCGGCUGGACUGCUUCAAAGAAUGGACCCCAAGGAUUCUUGAUGGGUGCUGGGAAAGGCGUUGUUAGGAGGCUGCCUGCCAAUCCAGAUUUGAUAGCUGACUACAUUCCAGUUGAUGUUGUUGUUAAUGGGAUCUUAGUUGGAGCAUACCAUGCUGCCACUACUAGGCCUAGCGAAACUCCCAUCUUUCACUUGACAUCUAGCACCCAUAAACCUUUCCGUUGGAAUAUUUUAACUCCACACAUGGAAGAGAUUCUUGAGAAAUAUCCAUUAAAAUCAGCUGCCUGGUAUCCCACUCUAAAACUGUUGCCAUCUCUGUUCUUGUUCAAAUUGUCAGCAAUAUUCUUCCAUUGGAUUCCAGCUUAUAUUCUUGAUACCGUAACCAAAGUAGCAGGUGGUAGACCUAUACUCGUCAAGCUUCAUACAAACAUCAACAGAUCCCUUGACAGGCUUGAACCAUUUAUUUUUAAUGAGUGGCUUUUUGACAACAAAUCUUUAUUAAAGUUAAGCAGUACAUUGAAGGAAUCAGAUAAGGACAGUUUCUAUUUAGAUAUUGCUACUAUUGACUGGUUGGAUUUCUUUGAUAAUCUAGCAGCUGGAGUCAAAGUUUAUCUCCAGAAUGAGCCCCUUUCCAAUUUUGAUAGUGCUCGGAAAAAACAAAAAAUGUAA